This is a messenger RNA of Xenopus tropicalis (tropical clawed frog), 2466 nucleotides long. It is a transcript of the gene ciao1, whose product is annotated as cytosolic iron-sulfur assembly component 1. Gene Ontology annotation, cellular component: cytosolic [4Fe-4S] assembly targeting complex. Lineage: Eukaryota; Metazoa; Chordata; Amphibia; Anura; Pipidae. The record is from RefSeq and is marked provisional. Gene Ontology annotation, biological process: iron-sulfur cluster assembly.
CAGGAAGGAGCUGCGAGUUAUGCGCAGGCGCAGCCCGGAGAAGUAGGAAAGGCGGUGAGGGGAGACUAAAAGCGUAGAGAGAGGUGCUGGGGGGCUUCUUGGCGGCCGGGACUUUGGCCUUUAGUGGGCUAACUUUAAAAGCUGUGGCACUCAUACAGCUCAUAUACACAAUAACCCCAAAAUGAAGGACACCCUCACCCUCCUCUCUCGGGUUAGCGCUCACCCUGACUCCCGGUGCUGGUUUUUAGCAUGGAAUCCCUCUGGAACAUUACUGGCUUCCUGCGGGGGAGAUCGUACUAUCCGGAUCUGGGGCAAAGAUGGGGACAACUGGGUAUGCAAGUCAGUCCUCGGUGAAGGACAUCAGCGCACGGUCCGGAAAGUUUCCUGGUCACCCUGUGGAAAUUAUUUGGCCUCUGCCAGUUUUGAUGCCACCACUUGCAUCUGGAUGAAGAAGAAAGAGGAGUUUGAGUGCAUUACCACUCUGGAGGGACAUGAAAAUGAGGUGAAAUCUGUGGCUUGGGCACCUUCAGGAAGUCUUUUGGCCACUUGCAGCCGUGACAAGAGUGUGUGGGUGUGGGAAGUGGAUGAAGAAGAGGAGUAUGAGUGUGUCAGUGUACUGAAUUCUCACACCCAGGACGUGAAGCAUGUCGUAUGGCACCCUAACCAAGAGCUCUUGGCAUCUGCCAGUUACGAUGAUUCUGUGAAGCUGUACCGGGAGGAGGAAGAUGACUGGGUGUGCUGCGCCACUCUAGAAGGGCACACGUCCACUGUUUGGAGCUUGGCCUUUGAUCAGACAGGGGAGCAGCUAGCCACAUGCAGUGAUGACAAGACAGUACGCAUCUGGAGGCAGCUAGGAACUGGAGAACAAGGAAGCAAGAGUGACCCCAACUGGAAGUGUGUGUGCACCCUGACCGGAUAUCACACCAGAACUGUGUAUGAUGUGAACUGGAAUCAUCUGACAGGAGCCAUUGCUACCGCCUGCGGAGAUGAUGCCGUCAGGAUAUUUGAGGAAGAUCCUGGAUCUGACCCCUUACAGCCCACCUUCUCCCUGACUGCUCACAUGCCGCGUGCCCAUACUCAGGAUGUCAACUGUGUGACCUGGCACCCCAAGGAGCCUAACUUGUUGGCUUCAUGCAGUGAUGAUGGAGAAAUGGCAUUCUGGAGAUAUCAGAAACCUGAGUAAUAUGUGAAUAAGUAACUGUCUCUUUGCUUUUACUUGCCAGAGAUAGGGACUUACUUUGUUUAUCCCUUGUUGUUCUGCUUUAUUUUUAUCACUAGCACACAGUUUCAGUUGGGUACCUAGUUAUAUUAAAGGAGAACUAAACCCUAAAGAUGAAUAUGGCUAGAAAUGCCACAUUUUAUAUACUAAACUGACUGCACUAGCUUCUCUACCAUAGUAAUGAUAUUGGUCUUUACAGUUAUUACAGGAGCUUCCCCAUUCUGUUAGAACUGUCUGGGACAGUGCAGGCUCAGUGGGCUCUGAGCAGCUGUUGAGAAGCUGAGCCUUAGGGGUUGUAGCAAAUUAUCAAGCAGACAAUGAGGUUUGUCUGUCAUAUAAACUGAUGCUACAGGGCUGAUUAUUACAUUCUGAUCCUAAUUGCACUGAUUUCUGACCUGCUGUGAACUAUUAUUUUGUAUUAUUUACGAAUCACCCUUUAUAUUGUAUAUAUACAGUAUAUUGUGAGUGGGUCCCUAAACUCAGGUAAGUGACAGCAGCACAGAGCAUGGGCAGGGAAUCAGCAGAAAAGAAGAUGGGGAGCUACUGGGGCAUUUUUGGGGGCACAGAUUUCCCUGCUAAAGGGCUGGGGUUGCCUUGGGCUAGUACAGAAGCCCAUAAUGAAAUGUACAACAUUUCUAGCCUAUUUCUUUAGUUAAGCUUAGUUCUCCUUUAAUCACUUUAACCUGUCAACCAGUGAUAGCAUUGACAAGAACUGUGUAUUGAUACUAAGUAUCUCUGUUUUUUCCUAUUACCCAGACAAUUGCAGCCAAUCUCAUUCUCUUUCUCAAUCACAGCAACUUAUUCAUGCAAAUGUUCAUGUCAGUAAUAUAAUUUGAUCACUCUUUUAGUGUGCAUUAAACUUGGGGGGUUGAAUUGACAAACAGCGAUGUGCAUUAGCUGCAUUGUUGCUGCGUUACCUAUGCAGGUCCUGCAUCUGAUCCAUUCCGAAGUCUGUCGUUUGAGUGCAUUGGGUGUGGGUCAGUGCACUUUACAUAAUACAAAUUUCCAUUGGGUAUAUAAUUUUUUGUUGCCCUUGUAAAUAAACCUGCAGAAGAGAUAAGAAACAUAACAUAAUAGUGUGGUUUAGGUAGGUUUGUUUAUAGUGCUGUGCAAGGCGGCUGAAGAUCCACCUCUGCUGACUUGGUACUCUGAAUAAAAUUGCCCCAUUAUCUCUGACACGGUAAUGCGAUAGUAAUGUGUACUGGCAGAAAUUCUAUUUAUGGGCAAAUAAAUAUUUUAAAGAGUAA